This is a messenger RNA of Phalacrocorax carbo (great cormorant), 2394 nucleotides long. Lineage: Eukaryota; Metazoa; Chordata; Aves; Suliformes; Phalacrocoracidae. The record is from RefSeq and is a predicted model, not a curated record.
AUGCAAGAGGCCAUUGCGUUGCUGAUGGCAUGGUGUCACCUCUGGGCAGAGCCGGCUGAGGACUCGGAGGAUGAGGAGGAGGAAGAAGAGGUGGAGAAUAAAGACCCACCAAAAAAGCUCAAGAAGAAGCAGCCCAAAGAGCCCCCCUCGGGCGAGAGCCGGGAGAAGAAGCUGAAGCCGAAGGGAGACAAGAGUGACCCUGAUGGCAAAGACAAAUCUGCCAAAAGCACCAAGAAGGAGCCGAUGUCCGUGUUCCAGGUGAAUGGGGAGAAGAAGGAGAAGAAAAGCAAGAAGAAAGCCGCCACCGGCAGUGAUGAGGAGGAUGAUUCCGACGCCAGCACCAAACCCAUCAGGUCAGAGAAGAAGAAAAACCCCGUAUCCCUCUUCCAGACUGGUGGGGACCCCCCCAGGGAGAAGAAAACAAAAAAGAAAGCUCCUCCCAAAGUGGCCGAGAGCGAGGAGGAGACCCCGGAGACCAUGCAGAAAAACUCCAACAAGAAGGGGAAAGGAAAGAAAUCAAAGCCGAAGGAGGAGAGGCCCCCGUCGCCUGUCAUUGAGGUGGACAACCUGGAGGAGUUCGUGCUGCAGCCAGCGCCGCAGGGGGUGACCGUCAAGUGCCGGGUGACACGGGACAAGAAGGGGAUGGACCGGGGGCUUUACCCCACUUAUUACCUCCACUUGGAUAACGACAAGAAGGUAUUUCUCCUUGCUGGGAGGAAGCGUAAGAAGAGCAAAACCUCCAACUACCUCAUCUCCAUUGACCCCACCGACCUGUCACGGGGAGGAGAGAACUUCAUUGGGAAGCUGAGAUCCAACCUGAUGGGUACAAAGUUCACAGUGUUUGACAACGGCGUGAACCCCGACAGGGCCAGCGCCGACUGGUCCAACGUGCGGCAGGAGCUCUCGGCCGUGGUCUACGAGACCAAUGUUUUAGGGUUCAAAGGCCCGCGGAAGAUGACGGUCAUCAUCCCUGGGAUGAACGCUGACAACGAGAGGGUGCCCAUCCGUCCCCGAAAUGAUAAUGAUGGCCUCCUGAUGCGAUGGCAGAACAGAAACAUGGACAAUGUGAUCGAGCUGCACAACAAGGCGCCGGUGUGGAAUGACGAGACCCAGUCCUACGUCCUCAAUUUCCACGGCCGGGUCACUCAUGCCUCUGUCAAAAACUUCCAGAUUGUGCACGACAGCGACCCUGACUACAUUGUGCUGCAGUUCGGGCGCGUGGCGGACGACGCCUUCACCAUGGACUACAACUACCCGCUCUGCGCCGUGCAGGCCUUCGCCAUCGCCCUCUCCAGCUUCGACGGGAAGCUGGCCUGCGAGUAGCGCCGGGGCUGCCGGGACCGCCGGGGCUGCCAGAGCCGCAUGCCGGCGUCUGGUGGAUACUCCUGCAUCCCCAUCCUGCUCUGCUCCCUCGGUUUCCACCUUCUGCUCGGCGAGUGCUGGCGGUUACAGCCGCUCCUGGGGUGGCUCGAGGUGCACGGUGCCCGCGGAGUGCCGUGGGACGCUCAUCUGGCCACAGCCACCCUCUCCGGGCAAACGGGACAGAACUCUGGUCUGGGGCAGAUGGCAGAGUCAGGCCCAGGGUAUAUUUAGCAGAUGAGGCUGACUGUGAUCCCAAGCUCAUCCCUUUGAGAUGUUUCUUGGACUCGGAUCCUGGAAACUCAUCCCCCCCCCUUUUUUUUUUUCCUUAGAUUCUGGUUUGUAUUUCGUAGCUCAGUCUCUCGGUGAGAGGGAGGUUGGUGGUCUCAGUUUGUGUUUCCUCAUCCCCCUCUGAGUGUGCGUAGAGCCUAUGUGCGGCUGGGCUCUGCCCAAACUCCCAGCAAGGGACCCCCCUGCCCAGCUCGAUGCCCCCUGGGCACCAAACCCCUGUUUUGCUCCAUUUUGCCCAGGUGCAAGUGGCUGUACGGUGCCCAUGGUGUCUUUGCACGCCCCAAGCUCUCUACCUACUGGGUCUAACCCUGCUUCCUGGAAGCCUUUGGGGAUUUGGGUCCCUGAGGAGCAGCCUGGAACCCAGAGCACCGGUGGCACGUGGGCACGUGCCAAGGAAAGCCGGUGCCAGCAGAGGAGGGCUGGCAGCCACGUGAGGCAGAGCCGGCAUCGCUGGCACGGGGCCGGGCUGGGUCAGUGCUGCCAGGAGGGACCUGGAAGGGAAAACUCUGGGUGCACCAGGAAGCACUGGGGUGACUCAUGAGGUGCGGCCCUGAGUCACGCUCAGCACCUGGACGGGCCCUGCCGAGCCCCCCGUGUCCCCACUGCUCACCGCCCCGGCGCUCUGCGGCACCUCUCCAGACCCCACCGGGCUGGUGGUCCCACGGAGCUCCCCCACACCCUGGGUGUCCCCGCUGGUGCUUCCCUGCUCGUAGGGAGGUGGCAGAUGGGAGGUGCCACCCUGUG